This is a messenger RNA of Lichtheimia ornata, 477 nucleotides long. RefSeq lists its product as uncharacterized. Gene Ontology annotation, biological process: response to salt stress; response to hydrogen peroxide; response to heat. NCBI's taxonomy places the organism in Eukaryota, Fungi, Mucoromycota, Mucoromycetes, Mucorales, Lichtheimiaceae. The coding region runs from base 1 to 477 and encodes 158 amino acids. The transcript has a single exon. The record is from RefSeq and is a predicted model, not a curated record.
AUGUCUCUCAUCAACUUUGGCGGUUUUGGACCUUCCCCACGCAGCAUUGAACGUCGCAUGAAUCAACUCAUGAACCACAUGUAUCAAGACUUCCCUUCCACUGGUAGUCUUUCCUCCUUUUUCUCGGACAACAACAACCCAUCAUCCAACUUUAUCAGCCCUGCUGUGAGUCUUUAUGAAACGGACAAGCAAUGGGUCAUCCAUGCCGAAUGCCCCGGUGUCAAGAAAGAAGAUAUCAAGGUGGAUGUGAACGGCGACACAAUGACCAUCUCGGGCGAAACCAAGUUUGAUCAGCAAUACACAAAGGAAAACACGCGCUAUCAAGAGCGUCGUGAAGGCACUUUUUCACGCACCUUGACCGUUCCCGAAAAUGUUGACCGUGACAAGAUUAACGCCAAGUAUGAAAACGGCAUCCUCGAGAUCACCAUGCUCAAGAGUGAUCAAGCCAAGCCCUCCAAGAAGAUUACUGUCCACUAA